Messenger RNA from Owenia fusiformis, 613 nucleotides. The record is from the annotation of a GenBank genome assembly. NCBI's taxonomy places the organism in Eukaryota, Metazoa, Annelida, Polychaeta, Sabellida, Oweniidae.
GGCUGCAUCUACAUGUAGGCUACCUGUAAACUUAAAAGUUACAAAAAGCCGGGAAAACAAAAAUGUUAAAAAUUGUGCGAAAAGUAGUAUUCUUUACUAAAUUAAUAACCAUAUUUGACAAAAAUCAAGUAAAAGUGAACAUAAAUAUACUAAGCUAUAAAAAGAGGUACAAUUUCAAAUAUCAGAGUAAGUAUUACGCGCAUGCCGCAAGUAGUUCUCUGGCAGCCAUCUUUAUCGAAGAAUUCUGAAGAUCAGAGAUCAUGGAUUUUCUAUCAAAAGCCGGGGUUGGGCGAUAUCCAGCAGGUUACAAUGCCAAGGUCCAUGGUCCUUACAACCCAGCAGUGAAUUAUGGAAAACCUGAUGCUGCCCUGAGUGAAGUGAAACUGGGACAACUCGGAAGCUGGCUGUCAAGACGUAGCUUUGGUCCGGGGGCUAUUGUCAGAGCAUGUAGCAGAGGGUGGCAUCGAUAUGCCCAGAAAUGGAUCCUAGUUAAAAAGCCAGGUGUAGCCCCAGUUGCCCAACUUGUAGGAGGUCUUUGUUUCUUGUACUUCCUUGGAGGCAUGAAGUCUAGAUCAUACCAUCGUCAUGCCAAGUACCAUUAACCUGCACACAA